Colletotrichum chrysophilum is the source of this 666-nucleotide messenger RNA. RefSeq lists its product as uncharacterized. NCBI's taxonomy places the organism in Eukaryota, Fungi, Ascomycota, Sordariomycetes, Glomerellales, Glomerellaceae. The record is from RefSeq and is a predicted model, not a curated record. Bases 1 to 666 code for a protein of 221 amino acids. Gene Ontology annotation, molecular function: iron ion binding; heme binding; monooxygenase activity. The transcript has 3 exons.
AUGCCCUACAUUGAGAAGCGUCGUGCGGCACGAGCAGCCGCUCUGGCAUCCGGCAAGAAGAUUCCGGAGUUCUACGAUGCGAUCGAUUGGGCAGACCAGGAGGCCGCUACGAGGGGUGUGACUUACGAUCCCGCCAUCAUGCAGUUGGCUCUGCACCCGGAGUAUGUUGCUCCCCUUAGAGAGGAAGUCAUUCACAUUUUACGUUCCGAGGGCUUGAAGAAGUCAUCUCUUCACAACAUGAAGCUUUUGGACAGCGCUUUGAAAGAAGCUCAACGUCACAAGCCGCCUGGAGUUGGAGAUAGGAUUGCGAGCGACACAUACCGCAUGGGAGAUCCGGAGCUGCACCAAGACCCUGAGAAGUGGGACCCUUACAGGUUCAUCAAGAUGGCCGAGCAGCCUGGCAAAGCCAACUAUGCCCAACUGGUUGUGACGAGCCCCGACCACCUUGCGUUCGGACACGGGGAUCACGCCUGCCCCGGACGGUUCUUUGCGGCUUACGAGAUCAAGAUUAUCAUGUGUCAUCUGUUGCUAAAGUAUGAUUGGGAGGCCUUGCCUACUACCUAUGCAUCGCCAAUGGUUUUGGGGUUCACUAAUGCAAGCAAUCCUACCGCUAGAGUCAGGGUCCGUCGGCGUAAGGAAAUCGAAUUGGAUAUUGAUUGCUUGUGA